UGAUGAUAUCCCAAUGUUUCAACAUUAACAAAACAAGGACUCCUCUCCUCAAUAUGUAGAAAAUGCUGUGGCUGAAGGACAGUGAUCCUUGUGAUAAAGCAGAGAAACUUGCUGGCAACCGCCUCUCAUCUAGAGCUAACUGCAGACACCCGACGGUCUGUCUGUUUCUUUGUUUUUAUCCUGAAGUAGAAGUGAACACUAAUGUUUUCUAAAGCUAUUCCCUUCCUCCUCUGUCGCUGAAUAUUUUCUUGGAUGUACAAGCAAAGUUAUUUCAUGAAGACUGUGGGCGAGAGCAGCCAAGACAGCACCAGUCCCGUCUUGUUUGUGGGCACAAAGGCUAAGUAUAUUAACAACACAAAUACUCCUCUCCUCAAUAUGUAGAAAGUGUUGCGGCUGAAAAGACAGUGAUUCUUGCAAUAAAGCAGGGAAAGUUGCUGGCAACCAAAGGCAUGGCUAUUCUCAUAAAGAUGGUGGACUGAGAGCAGCCAAGAAAGCAGCAGCCAUCUUGUUUGUUGACACAAAGCCUAAGGAUGAUAUCCCAAUGUUUCAACAUUAACAAAACAAGGACUCCUCUCUUCAAUAUUUACUGAAUCGUUGCGAUAAAACAGAGAAUCCUCAUGGGAACUGACUGCAGUCACCAGAUAGCAUAGUUAUUUUGUGAAACAAGAGCAGCCAAGACAGCUGGCAGUCCAUCUUGUUUGUGGACACAAAGCCUAAUGAUGAUAUCCCAAUGUUUCAGCAUUAACAAAAUAAGGACUCCUCUACUCAAUAUGUAAUAAGUACAAGAAAGUGCUGCGGCUGAAGGAUAGUGAUCCUUGUGAUAAAGCAAAGAAACUUGCUGGCAACCGCCUCUCAUCUAGAGCUAACUGCAGACACCCGACGUUAUUGCAUGAAGACUGUGGGCGAUAGCAGCUAAGACAGCACCAGUCCCGUCUUGUUUGUGGGCACAAAGGCUAAGUAUAUUAACAACACAAAUACUCCUCUCCUCAAUAUGUACGGCAGUCACGGCAAAGUUGGCGGCGGAGAUGUCAGUGGCAACGGAAGUGGUUCCUGAUGGCGGCUCAAAACACGAGGCCUUUGAUCUCAAACCACCUCUGUGAUGUUCAGAAUCCUAACGACCCUUAUCGAAAGCCUGGAGGUUUCACCGGAGUGAACAAUCCGAUUACUACGCUGCCAAAUGGUACAUCUCCCACCAGUAGUAAAAUCGUCGAUUUCGAUCCUAAACCAACAAGCUACAGUUUCCACCACGGCACCAAACUCUACUGUCGCUGGAAAGCCAAGCUGCCAGACCAAAUCAAGUCCAUCAUUGUCAUGAAAAAGCCCGAUCCCAACCAUUGGAAGCGAUUGUUCAAAAUAGCAUAGCAAAAACAGCUUGUGUAAGGAGAGCUCCAAUGCUCAAGAAUACAAGCUACUGUGACGCAAUUAUGGACCAGGGGAAGAAGCACCAUCUUCCAAGAUUCAAUGAUCUUCGGAAGGAACACAAACUGUACUCAAGCCUCCUUGCUAUUCUGUCAAAAGCAAGUAUGAUUAAUCCUGAGAAUUGCAUUGGGUUUGUCAUCGGAACUUCUUCUACAAGCCAUUAUAUAGGAAAGAGCAUCAUUCAUGCACUCCUCCCAAACCAAAUGUAUUGGUCGAGCAAAGGGCACACCGACGCUAAUGUGUCUGAUACCAUACUUUUCAAACUCAAAGGCGGAGUUUGCAUAGUAUCAGACAUUCAAAUCCAACCUUCUCGUGGGCAUUAUGGUAAUAGACAAUAUAUAUUCUCCGCUAUGUCAGUCCAAUUCAGCAUGGGGCAUCGUACGUUGCCAAGAUAUCAAACACACCAGGACAUUAACUUGCCGGGGGAUAUGAAGGAUGACCACUUUGUCUGGGGUUAUACAUCGCCUCAAUUCCCCAUGGAACAGAGUCUCCUCAACCAAACAUUUACAUUGCCUGAACCAGUUCUAUGUGUGGGAGGGAUUUUGAAGAUCGAACUCUUGGGGAUGGUGCAAAGAGACCCAAGGAAUAACUUAUACUAUCAUUGCCUGCAUCAGGUGAGCAUCCGUGGCCAGUCCCUCGAACCGCCUUUCGACAUAAAGACAGUUGAAAGGGGCGAACUAAUACUUAGGCACCAACCUUCAGCAGUUAUUGAUGUUUUGAGGCAGAUUCCUCUUCCCUCCACGGCUACCCUCAGCCAAAUGGCCGUGGCGCAAAGGAUGGAAUUUAUGUUUAAUCACCUUUUUACUCUUUUAGACUUGGAACCAAGUAUGACCUUGGCUCCAGCCCGAAGAUGCGCCAAUAUUCUCCUGGGCUAUAGACCGAAUGAAGGCCGAAAUCGUAGGGAAGACGCAGAGGACUAG
Molecule: messenger RNA, 2339 nt
Organism: Andrographis paniculata
Lineage: Eukaryota; Viridiplantae; Streptophyta; Magnoliopsida; Lamiales; Acanthaceae
Product: F-box protein At4g00755-like
Exons: 14
Coding region: 1392-2339 (315 amino acids)
Source: RefSeq, a predicted model, not a curated record